This is a messenger RNA of Lucilia sericata (common green bottle fly), 991 nucleotides long. RefSeq lists its product as uncharacterized. NCBI's taxonomy places the organism in Eukaryota, Metazoa, Arthropoda, Insecta, Diptera, Calliphoridae. The annotation marks the transcript as partial. Gene Ontology annotation, cellular component: extracellular region. The transcript has 3 exons. Gene Ontology annotation, biological process: multicellular organism development; Wnt signaling pathway. The record is from RefSeq and is a predicted model, not a curated record. Gene Ontology annotation, molecular function: signaling receptor binding.
GUUAAAAUUGACUAAAUGUUGAAAUAUUCAAUGUUUAAAUUGUAUUUUGGGCCGUUGUUACCGCAAAAAUGUUUACGGCCAUUUUUAAAAUUACAAGAAUUUUUAUUGAGCCAUGUCAGAGUGUUUGUGUUAUUAUUAAAAUACAGCAAAGAAACAACUGCAACCAUAACAACGACAACAAAAAACUAACAAAUUCCCAGCAACAGCAGCAAGUGAAAAUUCAAACCCAACAGAAGGAGCAGCAACAGCCACAGCACAAAAAACGACAACAAUUGCUAAAAAGAGAGCAACUAAAAAAACAGCGGCAGGACCAAGAGCAGCAAUUAAAGCAAUUACAACAAAUUUACAAAAGAAUUAGCAAUGUUUGUAUUGCCCGAAUUAACACAAUUACAAAUACAACAAAAACUAUUAAAACAACAACAACAGCAGCAACAACAAUCAUACAAAUUUCCCACACAACGACGACAACAACUACAGCAAUGCCAAAAGCAAUCACAAAUCAACAAAUCAUCAACAUUGCCAACAACAACAACAUUGAACAAUUUUUCAUCAGUAACUGCUAUACAAUCAUCAACAUCGUCAACAAACAGCAGCAACAACAAAAGAAAUCGAAAUACUAUCACAGCAGCAACGACAACAACAACAAAUAUUCAUCUGCAUACAACAACAACAACAACAACGGGAAAUUUAACUGUAACGCCUCGUUGCCUACACCUGCAUUUGCAUUUAAUUAUUGUGAUUAUCUUGGCCUGUUGUACAAGAUGGCUUCAUUGUUUACCUGAUGGUCGGGCGACUUGUCGUUCAGUGCCCGGUUUAACCAAAGAUCAAUUGGAAUUGUGUUAUAAAGCCAGUGAUGUAACCACGGCUGCCUUAGAAGGAUUAGAUCUGGCCAUAAGAGAAUGUCAAAUACAGUUUCAAUGGCAUAGAUGGAACUGUUCAUCGUUAAAUACAAAAAGUCGUAAUCCUCAUGCCUCUAAUCUCUUGAAAAAAG